This is a messenger RNA of Helicoverpa armigera (cotton bollworm), 1039 nucleotides long. RefSeq names its product peroxiredoxin-6 (gene Prx6a). The coding region runs from base 225 to 896 and encodes 223 amino acids. The transcript is spliced from 5 exons. The record is from RefSeq and is a predicted model, not a curated record. Gene Ontology annotation, biological process: cellular oxidant detoxification; cell redox homeostasis. NCBI's taxonomy places the organism in Eukaryota, Metazoa, Arthropoda, Insecta, Lepidoptera, Noctuidae. Gene Ontology annotation, molecular function: peroxiredoxin activity. Gene Ontology annotation, cellular component: cytosol; mitochondrion.
CAGUCAACGUAGAACAUUACUGGCCGUUAGUCGUUGACAACUGGCGGGAAAGAAAUAAUAUUUUAAAUUCGGAAUUUGUCAUUCGUAAAAAAAUUGUUGUGAAAUUCUUUUCUUGCCUGAAUAUUUGGUCAGAAAAAUUAAGAGAAUUUUAAAUAAGUGAAUAUAUUGUUUCCUUGCGGUUUCAUUUAUACUAGUAGAACGCAUAAUAUUUAUCUAACCUCAAAAUGUUGCUACUGGGAGAUGUUUUUCCUAAUUUCACUGCAAAUACGACCGUCGGACAGAUAGAUUUUCACGAAUAUCUUGGGGAUUCAUGGGGUAUCCUAUUCUCCCACCCUUCAGAUUUCACUCCGGUAUGCACCACAGAACUGGCGAGGGUCCUGACACUGAUGCCCGAGUUCCAGAAGCGCAACACCAAAGUUAUUGGCCUGUCCUGUGACAGCAUUGAAGCUCACACGGAGUGGGCUAAAGAUAUUCAGUGUUAUGCAGGUGUCAAUGAAGAUGAGAAAUUCCCCUACCCCAUCAUUGAGGACAAGAACCGCGAGAUUGCUUUGAAGCUGAACAUGGUGGAUAAGGAUGAACUGGAUACUGCUGGCAUGCCGCUCACCGCCCGAGCCCUGUUCAUCAUUGAUCCGCUGAAGAAGUUUAGACUGUCUUUCCUCUACCCAGCUACCACGGGCAGAAACUUUGACGAGAUUCUGCGCGUGUUGGAUUCCUUGCAGCUGACUGAUACAGCCAAAGUGGCUACGCCUGUGGACUGGAAGAUGGGAGACGACUGCAUGGUGCUGCCAACUGUGCCAGAAGACCAGAUCCCCAAAGUGUUCCCCAACGGAGUAGUCGCGGUCCCCGUGCCUUCUGGCAAGAACUAUCUCAGGAAGACCAAGUGCCCAAAAGUCUAGCAAACUAUCUAGCACUAAGGGCUAUAUACACAGUGAUAUUAUAUCUAUCUCGCAUUGUUAUUCCUACUUAGAAAUUAUCUUAUGUGCACAUAUUAUGUAAAGUCUGUUGAAAGUUUAAUAAAGGUUUGUUUCAAUAUGAUUGA